AUGACAGCCAAUGGAAUUAAUGGCAGCAGCAGAUCUGAUCUGCACUGGAAAGUUGGCUUAGUUAACAGCGCUGGGAAGUUCCUUACGGCAGAGUCGUUCGGAUUUAAAGUCAACGUUUCGGGGACGUCAUUGAAAAAGAAGCAGAUAUUCAUCCUGGAACAAGACUCCCAUGAAGAAGUGGUGUAUAUAAAAAGCUACCUAGAGAGGUAUAUGUCAGCGGAUAAAUAUGGCAAGGUUACAUGUGAGAGCGAGGAGAGAGGACAGACUGAAAAGUUCGUUGUGGAGUACGACAAGAAUGGGACAGGAAGAUGGGCUUUCAAGAACGUUGUCCAUGGAAACUUCUUAGGAGGCAGUGACGAUAAUUUGAAGUGUUUUUCAAAGUCUGUGACCGAAUCUGAGCUCUGGAUGGUCAAUCUGGCCAUUCAUCCACAAGUUAAUGUUCAAAAUGUGAACAGGAAAAGAUACGCCUGCGUCAAAAACGAAGAACUGCAGGCCACAGAAGUGAUUCCUUGGGGACCAGAGUCGGUUAUUAUUCUUCACUUUGAUAAUGGCAAGUACGCUCUGAAGACAUUUGACAAUCGGUUUCUAAACAAGGAUGGGACCCUGAGUACAGAACUGAGCGAUGACAGUCGUUUCUGUAUGGAAAUCAGAGGCGGCAGCAACAGUGGGUUUGCUUUUAAAGAUUGUUCAGGAUUGUACCUUACUGCUGUCGGAUCCGCCGCUACGAUGAAGGGACGUAACAAGACAGUGAGUAAAGAUGAACUGUUUACGCUGGAGAAUUCGUGCCCACAGGUCGUCCUGACGUCACUUUCCAACAACAAGAAGAUUUCAAUCCGACAAGGUGUCGAUGUGUCAGCAAAUCAAGAUGCUGAAGAAGACACGAACAAUGAAAUCUUUCAAAUGGAGCUGAUCAUUCCUGAAUCAGAAGAUUGUCAAGGCAGAUGGGCCUUCAGAGCUGUCAAUAACACUUACUGGACCCAGGAGACCCAUGGUGGGGUCCAAGCCACAGCCAAGGAUCCAUUAAAACCGGAUUGCCAGUUUGUGGUUGAAUGGCUUGGGGAUGGUACGAUUAGUCUGAAGGCUAACAAUGGACACUACAUCCAGAGUCGCCAGACUGGACAGUUGGUUGGAGUCAGUAAUGCUGUAACCAACAAAGAGAAGUUUUAUGUCAGAAUUGUCAACCGUCCAUUACUGAUUCUGAAAAACGAUAAUGGGUUUGUUGGGCUGAAAUCUCUAACGAAGCCAGAAGUCCAAUGCAGUAGAGGAAGUUAUGAAGUCAUUUUUCUAGAGCCUAGUAAUGAUGGCCAUUACUUUUUGAAAGGCAGCAACAACAAAUACUGGAGACUGUCAGAGAAUGCAUCUGUUGCAGCAAAUGGAGAAAGUCCAGAACCAUUUCUCCUGGAACCAAGAAGUCCUUCUGUUCUAACCAUCAAGGCUCCAAAUGGCUGUUAUAUCAAAGGAGAACUGAAUGGACUUUUCUAUGCUGUAGCUCAAGCUGUGGACUCCAGCACGCUGUGGGAGUAUUAG
Messenger RNA from Candidula unifasciata, 1527 nucleotides. The record is from the annotation of a GenBank genome assembly. NCBI's taxonomy places the organism in Eukaryota, Metazoa, Mollusca, Gastropoda, Stylommatophora, Geomitridae.